Messenger RNA from Gekko japonicus, 1819 nucleotides. It is a transcript of the gene NFYC, whose product is annotated as nuclear transcription factor Y subunit gamma. Gene Ontology annotation, molecular function: DNA binding; protein heterodimerization activity; DNA-binding transcription activator activity, RNA polymerase II-specific. Gene Ontology annotation, cellular component: CCAAT-binding factor complex; nucleus. The transcript is spliced from 9 exons. NCBI's taxonomy places the organism in Eukaryota, Metazoa, Chordata, Lepidosauria, Squamata, Gekkonidae. The record is from RefSeq and is a predicted model, not a curated record. Gene Ontology annotation, biological process: regulation of DNA-templated transcription. The coding region runs from base 4 to 1011 and encodes 335 amino acids.
AUCAUGUCCACAGAUGGCAGCUUUGGUGCAGGGGGCAACAGUGACGCCCAGCAAUGCCUUCAGUCUUUCUGGCCGCGGGUCAUGGAAGAGAUUCGGAACUUAACUGUGAAAGACUUUAGAGUCCAGGAGCUUCCCUUGGCACGCAUUAAGAAGAUCAUGAAACUUGAUGAAGACGUGAAGAUGAUCAGUGCUGAAGCACCUGUGCUGUUUGCCAAGGCUGCUCAGAUAUUCAUCACGGAGUUGACAUUGCGGGCAUGGAUACACACAGAAGACAACAAACGCAGGACUUUGCAGAGAAAUGACAUUGCCAUGGCCAUAACCAAGUUUGAUCAGUUUGAUUUUCUCAUCGACAUUGUUCCAAGGGAUGAGCUUAAACCUCCCAAACGCCAGGAGGAGGUGCGUCAGGCUGUGACUCCAGCAGAACCCGUCCAGUACUACUUCACGCUCGCUCAGCAGCCUGCUGCCGUCCAGGUCCAGGGGCAGCAGCAAGGGCAACAGACAACCACCGCCACAACCACCAUCCAACCUGGGCAGAUCAUAAUCGCACAGCCUCAGCAGGGGCAGACCACCCCUGUGACCAUGCAGGUGGGCGAGGGCCAGCAGGUGCAGAUUGUCCAGGCGCAGCCACAAGGACAGACGCAGACGGCACAGAGUGGGACUGGGCAGACGAUGCAAGUGAUGCAGCAGAUCAUCACCAACACGGGCGAAAUCCAACAAAUACCGGUUCAGCUCAACGCUGGCCAGCUACAGUAUAUCCGUUUGGCUCAGCCCGUGUCUGGCACUCAGGUGGUCCAGGGCCAGAUCCAGACGCUCACGGCCAACACACAGCAGAUUGCACAGACAGAGGUUCAACAGGGACAACAGCAAUUCAGCCAGUUUACUGACGGACAGCAGCUGUACCAGAUUCAGCAAGUGACCAUGCCUGCCGGCCAGGAUAUCACCCAACCCAUGUUUAUCCAAUCCACUAAUCAGACGGCAGAUGGACAGGCCCCCCAGGUCACAGGAGACUGAGGUGGCCCAGCUGGUAGGACAGAACUGGCACCAACUGAGUUGCCACGCUGCCAGCCUGGUCCGAAGAUGCUUCUCAACCCUGUUCACCCCCCUCCCCCACCCCACAGAUCCCUUACCCAAUUGUAUAUCUUCCUUUUAUCCAAAGCCAUCAAGGGCUGUGAUCUGUAAUUGAAUUAUACGAACUGCUUCAGUCUGUUGGGAGGGAGAGAUAUCCUCCAAAUGGACAAUAAUGCAAUAUUUUUCUUCCUUGUUUUUUUUGUGGGCUUUUUUGUUUGUUUUUGAAAGAAAUUGCUAAUUCUACAUUGCUCUGUAAUUCCACCUGGUACCCGCUUUUCUUUUAAACAAAAAGGGAUUUGCCAAGCAUUAUGGUUAUUCUACUUCCUGUUAAUUCAAUGCCCUGCCAUCUUUUCUUUGUCUUCCUCUGACCAGUGAACUUUUGUCUUGUAUUGUUGCCCUUACUUAGCAUUAGGCAAACACAUUCUAUCUUUGUAAUUCAGUAAGACUGGGUCAGCGUGUGUGUGUGUGUGUGUGUGUGUUAUAUGAGUGUGUGUAAGGAAGGGGUUUCCCAGUUUUUUGUAAAAGGAAUUCCUAUGCCUAAGUAUUGGUAUUUGCAGCUUCGAAAAGAACUAAAAGCCCUCCCCACCUGCCAUUCCUGUUUAAAUCUAUUUUCUAAAAGCUUUAAAGGUGGCUUGACACUAUUUUGGAAUCACUUGAGAGAAUUCGGACACAAAAAUAUAAGUUAUUGGUUAACUGUAUAAAGUCAGUGCAUGUAUUUAAAAGCUGCAUGAAAUGCAAUAAACUUUUUUUA